ACUGUCCGAAACAAGAUAUGUUUUAUCAUGGGAUAUUGACCUUCUUUCUACUCAUAGGAUAUAUGCAAAUAACAGCAGCUUAUUCUGAGAUGUAUUGGACUCCGCCUUCUGAUUUCUUUCUGACGUGCAUACUGGCCAACAAAUCUGUCAGUUAUCCACUGUUCAGUGGAAUUUUACAGAAUAAGUCAGAUAUCUCUGGGAAGCAUGAUAUAUCAGAGGACAGGUCGGAGUUGAGAUGUACCUAUUUACCUGAUUUAAAAUCACAAGAACAUGUUUUAUGUUGCCUCUGGGAUAAUUCAAACACAAACAUCUCAAGUCAAAAUACAGUUGCAGAGUUAAGGGAGAUGCUUUUCUCAAGCUUUGCACCAGAUAUCCAACUAGAAGAUUUCACCUGGAAUGUGCAGUGCUCAUCUGGGGAGAAAACAAAUACGCUAAUUUGUGACUUGCAAUUAUUACAAGAAACACAGCACAUCAUAAACGAUUAUCAAAUUAGUCUUCAUUAUGCUUUAGUUGCAAAGAGUGAGCUGAGAGGCACAGCUGAUUGCAGAUGCUUUGGAUAUGAGAAAUGUGAGUGUGUUGUACCAUCUGUAAAGUUCAAUGACUCCUGUAUCCUGUGGAUUGAAAUCCUGAAUAUCACAGCACAUCUUCAGUCCCCACUUAUGUCUGUUGUACCUUACAGUAUAGUCAAGCCUGAUCCUCCUGAUGACUUACAAGCGAAAAUAAUGAAACAAGGCACAUUAAAGGUGUUUUGGUUAAAACCCAUCUCUGCUGCUUAUGAGCUCAAGUAUCAAGUAAGAUAUUCUGUGAAAGCACCAGAGACAAACUCACAGGUAUAUCUGCUGGUCAACGAAACAUCAGUGAUCAUCAGUGAUAUCCAACCCUGUACAGAAAUGUCAAUAGAAGUACGAUGCAUAAACUCACACAAAACAGGACUCUGGAGUAACUGGAGUAAAACAUGGGUUCUGAAUUCACAAGAUGUGUUCUACUACCCGAAAAAAGUUUUGGCUAGUAGUGGCUCGAGCAUGUCUGUCUCCUGCUUGUUUUGUGACAACGGCAAGAAAGUUCCAUCCGGUAAUAUCACAUGGUGGCUGAAUUUUGGGGAGAAGAUACCAGAGCAUCAGUAUAGAGCAAUCAGUGAUUAUUUUAGCGAAGUGACCUUGACUGACCUCAACACAACCAAACCAAAGGGAAAGUUCCGAUAUGAUGCCUUACACUGCUGUAUUAACCAUAAUGAAUGCCAUCAUCGGUAUGCAGAAAUUUAUGUUUUAGAUGUGAACAUCAGUAUUUCAUGUGAAACUGAUGGGAAUCAAAAAAUGAUGACGUGCAGGUGGAGCUCUGAAAAUAUUACACUACCUGAAGGAAGUUCCCUACAGUUCAAAUAUUAUAGAAACAAACUUUAUUGUUCAGAUAAGGAUUUAAAAGGCAAUGUGCCAAUUUCAAAAGAUUGCGAGUUACAGAUGGAUGGAUUCUAUGAAUGCACGUUUGAGCCUGUUCAUCUUGUCUCUGGCUACAUUAUGUGGAUUGAGAUACACCACCAAUUAGGAGCACUUCAUUCUCCCCCUGUUUGUGUCCUUCCCAUAAAUACAGUAAAACCACUUGCUCCAUCAAGAGUCAGAGCUGAAAUGACUAAGGGUUCUGGGUACUUAUAUGUGAGUUGGAAAAGGCCUGCACUUCCAUCCACUGAUCUUCAAUUCCAAGUCUGUUACCGUUUGCAAAACAAAGGAGUAAUAUGGAAGGUGCUGGAUAUUUUCAAAGAAGAAUUUGCUAGUGUACAGGUUCCAGAUAUCUGUGCCUCAUACACUGUCCAAAUAAGUUCAAAAAGAAUAGAUGGGGCCGGCUACUGGAGUGAUUGGAGCCAACCUGUGCACACUGUUGUAAGAGACAUUAGAGUUCCUUUGCAAGGACCAGCUUUCUGGAGAACUACUCCCAUGAAUAAUCCCAUGAAGAAAGGGGAAAAUAUUACCCUUUUUUGGCAGCCAUUACCGACAAAACAAUCUCUAUGUUCUAUCCAAGGAUAUGAGGUCGUUCUUCAAAAUUCGAAAAAUUUUACCUGGUCGAAAUAUGUAGGAAACGCAACAAAGCAUACUUUCACUUUAUCGGAUAAUGCUGUAACAGUUACACUUCUAGCUGUCAACUCCCUUGGAUAUUCUUUGACAAACAGCAAAUUAACAUUUUCCUGUGAAAUGAGUACAGUUACAUCUGUGGCGUCACUGAGAGUGUACCUUAUGAACAACACUUGUGCAGUGGCAGUAUGGACUAUGUUGCCCAAAAGGGACAUGCCAUUGGAAUUUAUUGUUGAAUGGAAGAAUCUUGGGAAUGAAAAAAAGGUACGGUGGAUGAAUAUCCCGGGAAACGCGAGCAGGUGUUAUAUUGAAGACAAUUUUUUUGCCAUUGAGAAACAUCAGUUUAGUCUGUACCCAAUAUUUCCAGAAGGAGUUGGUGGUUCCAAAGUUAUAAAAGGUUUCUCUACAGUGGAAAUAACUGAAGCACCAAAAGAUACAGGCUUGUAUGUUAUAUUACCAGUCAUUAGUUUUUUUGCCCUUUUGCUCAUGGGAACAAUACUAAUAUCUCAUCAAAGGAUGAAACAAAUAUUUUGGAAAGAUGUACCAAAUCCAAAGCACUGCUCUUGGGCUCAGGGUGUCAAUUUUGAAAAGCCAGAUACACUAGAAAACCUUUUCAGGAAACAUUACAGACACCCAGCAAAUGGUUUUCGAUUCCUCUAUGAGCCUGAAGCAGUUAUUAAAGACUUGAAGAUUGACAAGCAAGUACCAAAUGAAAUCACUGAUAAUAUUUCAAAGGCUAUCAGUUUAUUUACCGCAACUGAAGAACCUGGCCAUGACUCUGCAUCAAAUCAUUUUAACAUCGAUUGUGCUCUUGAAAAUGACCAUCAAGAAAUGGUAUACAGCAGCAUUUGCCAAUCCAGUAUUAAAUAUGCAACAAUUUUGGGUAAUGACCAGCAGUGUAGAAAAUAUAGCAGUGAACGGAAAACCAGCCUCAGCUCUUUUGAUGGUUGCCUUCUAGGAAAUAGUUCUAUGGUGAUUGGGAAUCACGAUGUUGAUAAGCAUACAUUGGUCUUCCUAGCUGGGCUACACACAAAACAGCCAAACAAAAUAUGUUGUAAUUCUACUGUGUCUUCUGAAGGGUCAUGUGAAUCACUGGAUCCUGAAGAAAGCUUUUUGGAUGCUGAUGGCCUGGAAAGAAACCUGUACUACCUGGAAUUUGGUUCAGUUCAACAAUGCGGACAGCAGGAAUACUAUUCAGAGAAACCCUUGGGGACGUUUCACUAUAAAGAAAAUAUCUCAUAUAAAGAGAUUGAUUUUAAAAAAGACAAAGAUCCAGAAUUUAUAGAUAACUAUGAUAUCAAAAGUUCAUUUCAGAAGACCUUCUUGUGUUACAUGCCACAGUUUCAGAAACAUUCCAUUACACUACCUGGGGAAAUGGAAGCUGAAACACUUAAUUUGUGCACAUGAAAUAUUGUUAUUGUGUUCAGAAUUAAUGCAUGCAAAGGAACUGCUAUUUUAAAUCUUUCUAAAUCUAAAAGUGUACAGCACAUGACUGGUAGAAAACCAGUAAAGUAUGUUGGUCAUUAAUGCCCUUGCAAAAGGAUAUUUCUAAGUGAGAAACAACACCUCAGAAUAGCUUUUAUUUCUGUAUCUGUGGUCACAAGCAGAAUGGUUAUUUUUAAAUAUAAUUUAUGUAGAGCUUCACAAUUUGCCUUACAGAGAUUCAUCUUGACAUAUAUUCUCAGCCUGGUACUCCAGCACUGAGCUCUGCAUAGGAAUAUCUGCAGGUGUUGAAUUCAAUUUGUGUUUGUUAUGAGUUGAUAGAGUACUGAUCAUUUUGGGAAAGACCAUAAGUAUUUACUGGUCAGUCUGCUUCAAAUCACCCCAUAGAUUUUGAUGAUAUUCAAGUCAGGGGACUGUGACGGCCAUUCCAGAAU
Molecule: messenger RNA, 3940 nt
Organism: Xenopus laevis (African clawed frog)
Lineage: Eukaryota; Metazoa; Chordata; Amphibia; Anura; Pipidae
Gene: lepr.S
Product: leptin receptor S homeolog
Exons: 18
Coding region: 18-3470 (1150 amino acids)
Biological process (GO): cytokine-mediated signaling pathway
Cellular component (GO): membrane; external side of plasma membrane
Molecular function (GO): cytokine receptor activity
Source: RefSeq, a predicted model, not a curated record